AGGCCCAGUUAGAUCCGACGACGUCGUUUGAAGCUCUCGAUCAUAGCAUUUGUGCAACCCUCGUCUUCUCCCUUUUCUGUGCAGGUCUGCUGCUUCUCAUUCAUCAUCAAAAUCCAGAGAUUAGUGAGUAAGAUUGAAGGAAAAUGAGUGCAUACAACGCAUUUAAAGCAAAUGUUCCAGUUGCGUGGAGCCGGAAUCUGUACAUAACGCUGGUGAGGGGAAUGCCCGGCACGAGGAAGCUCCACCGCCGCACCUUAGAGGCCUUGCGCCUCACCAAGUGCAACCGCACCGUCAUGCGCUGGAAUACCCCCACUGUCCGUGGAAUGAUCCAACAGGUGAAAAGGUUGGUUGUGGUGGAGACGGAAGAAAUGUACAACGCUCGGAAGCAGAAAGACGCUAAUCACCGAGCGCUGCGCCCGCCUUUGGUCGUAAAUCACCAGCCUGCCUCGACUAAUGAUUCUUCUGCAUAAUUUCUGAGAUUAUUGACCGCCUAUAGGUUGUCUACAAAAUAAGUCAUCUCUAUGAAUGAGGACUAGUGGCGCCUCAAAACCAAUGUUUAAGCACUGAACUCGGAGGACGUGCAAAAUUUUGUACUCUUUCUACUUCUGAAGCUUUUAUUUGUGGAUUGGGGCGCUGACACAUCUACAGAGGUUCUAGCCAAGGCACGUCUUCUGCUGGUUGAGAACUUUCUACUUCUGAAGCUUUUAUUGUUAAAGACUUCAUAUACUCGUAUGAUGAUAGAGAUGAUUUAUCCUUAGAUGAAGAAAAUAGAUGUUUUGACAAUUGCAGUUAUGCACUUUUAAGUUUUAGCUACUUGCCUUGCUUGUUCUGUACA
Messenger RNA from Salvia miltiorrhiza (redroot sage), 835 nucleotides. RefSeq lists its product as uncharacterized. The transcript is spliced from 3 exons. Gene Ontology annotation, molecular function: structural constituent of ribosome. Bases 144 to 470 code for a protein of 108 amino acids. The record is from RefSeq and is a predicted model, not a curated record. Gene Ontology annotation, biological process: translation. Lineage: Eukaryota; Viridiplantae; Streptophyta; Magnoliopsida; Lamiales; Lamiaceae. Gene Ontology annotation, cellular component: mitochondrion; large ribosomal subunit.